CGCCGCGCGCUCCGCGGCCCCGGAAGCGAUUGUGUCACUUCCGGGUGGUUGUCAGUGACGCUCUCGAGCUGUCGUCAGGGUCUUCCAAGCGGGUUCCCCGGCUGGAUCCGGACUCGCGGGCCAAGCUCCUGCUAGCUCCGCGCCAAGAUUGCGAGAUUGGUGUGCUUUGUAUAUUUUGGAAAAAAGCUGCUGAAGACACUGACGAAAAGGCAGCUCUUCUACUGACACCUCAGAAGGAAAUAAGUUACCACCUACGUUAGGAUUAGAAGGCCAGCUCAUUCUUAGAAUCUUCUGAAACAAAAUUAGGAUGGAUUGGGGAGAUGAAUAUCCCCACAAUUCUUUUGACCUACAUUGUUUGUUAAAUUCAUUUCCUGGAGACUUGGAGUUUAAGCAGAUCUUCAGUGAUAUUGAUGAAAAGAUAGAACAAAAUGCUCUCAGCAUAGAACGUUGCAUUAAAGAAAUACAGUCUGAAGUUAACAAACAGUGUCCAGAUGUACAGCUGCAAACGAUGACUGACUGCUUUGAAUGGCUAAAUAAUUAUAAUUAUAAUUCAUCCAAGUCACCGUCCAUUCCCCAUGGAGAUCUGAUAAAAUUUCUCAAAAUACUGCAAGAUUUGUUGAAGAAUGAACAAAAUCAAGAAGAGAUGGUAUUGAAUUUACUUUGGGACCUCUCCUGCCAGAGCAGUGUUUCAUUCCCAUCCACUGUAAGUGGAGCAUCUUUCCAUUUCCUCUCUAGGGCUUCUCUUCAUUCUGUUGAAGAUCAUUCCUCAAUGGAUGUAAAGUCUGUAUGGGAUGAUAUAAGAUUACAUCUUCGACGCUUCUUAGUGAACAAAUUACAAAGCCACAAUGAAAUAAACAAUUCACAGCAAAAAAUUCUGUUGAAAAAUCAGUGCAUACAGCAACUCUUAUUUCUUUAUCCAGAAUCAGAAGUUACAAGCAAGUACCAAAGCAUACAGAAUAAACUGCUGACCAAACUUCUGCAGAACUGUUUUCCUUCUUUUAGCAGAGAAUCAAAUUUAGACAUAAUGGCUGAUACAUACCAAGGUACAAUGCUUAAGUUAUACUCAAUGAUAAAAGAGGAUUUUAACACACUACAUGAUAUUUUAGCUCCAUCCUCAACAGUGAAAUUCAUUCAAGAAACUUACCUGGAUACUGUUACAGAAGAAAUGGCAAAAUUUCUUGAAAAUUUUUGUGAGCUGCAGUUCAAAGAAAGUGCUGCCCGUGUGGUUAAAACAAGCAAGAGCUCCAGCAGGCAUAGAGGAACAGUGCAUGCUUUGGUUACUCCUGAAUACCCACAGAAAGGAAGAAACUUUUUCCUCACCUUAGAUGAACUCAAGUUCUUAUCACAGCUAGUAAAAUCACUUUUGAAGUUGGAAAAAAAUGUCCAGGAGUUGUUUGAAGAAAUGUUCUUAUGGUUCAGGAUACCCAGGAAUACUUCAGGAAUUUGGGAGACAUCCAAUAGAGAAUUUGUGAUAGAGAAACCUAGAACAAAUGAGACCAGAAUUCCUUCAGAGCAGUUGCUACCAGUAACAGAGGCUACUUUAUUAGAUUUUGGCUGGAGAAAUGCAUUUAUAAAAGUAUCUCUUCCCACGGCACGUUGUAUAACAACAGCCAUUGAAGAUUUUUCUGCAAAGAUUCUCCAGCAGGAACAGAAUGAAAGGUCUUCAACUCUGAGCUAUGCUUUGAACCUUGUAAAUGUCCAGCAAGUUUGGCAAGAUAGCUGUGUGGUUCCUGAAGCAGACCAACCAAAGAAAAUUGCAAAGUUUUGUUCUGACAUCAUGGAAAAACUUGACAUAAUGCUUCCACUGGCUCUGGCAUGCAGAGAUGAUUCUUUUCAGGAAAUUAGAGCAAACUUUGUGGAGGCCUGUUGUAAAGUGGCAACAGCUGUCCUGGCCAGACUGCAAGAGAGAAGCAAGGAGUUUCCCUCCAAAGCACCCCUGAAAAACCUGCACACGCUGCUCUCCACGGCUGUGUAUGUCUUCCAGCAUUUUAUCCAAUAUGAUCGUGUGAUGAAAGAAAAUACUAAGAAACCCAUAUUCCUGGUGCCUAUCCAACGAUACCAGGAAUUCAUCAACAGUCUGCAGUUUCAGGUUACGGACUACUGCGUCAGAGUUUGUGCUACAAGCAUUUUACAGGACGCUGAGAGCCACCACUGGGAUGACUACAAAGCUUUUUAUGAGGGGGAAAGAUGCUCCUUCUCGCUCCAGAUGUGGCAUUAUUUCUUCUGGGCGCUUCAUCACGACCUCUGGACCAUCCUGCCCCCGAAAUUAGCCCAGGAGAUACUAGCAGAAGUGCUGGAGAAGUCUUUGGGUCUCCUGGCCUCCAGAUAUGCCCGGGCCCAUCCCAGUUAUAAGAGAACCCUACAGAUAAGACUUGAUGUCACAACAAUUUUAAUUUGCACUGAGAACAUGUUAUGGUCAGUUUGCACGUCUGUACAGAAGCUUUUGAAUCCUCAUGCAUAUGAAGAUGAUAAAAUUUUUAAAAUUCAUACCCACUGUAAUAAUCUCUUCAUAACAUUAGUUAUUCUGACUUCACCAUUAACAGAAUUACACCAGACUUUCCAGCAUGGCCUGGGCGAUUCUUCUUCAGAUUCCUUGAAGCCAGUUUUCAAGCAACCAUUACAUUGGCUUUCUUGCAUAACACAUUUCUACCCUUCUUUACUCAGGACUCCAUCAGCUGGACGACUGACAGCCGAGGGUCAACUGAAACUGCUCUUAUCCCAGCCAGGUUGUAAUCGGAACCUGCUUCUGGAAACCCUACUGCAUCACGAUGGUCUUUUACUAAGAAUCUUGCUAAAGAGCUCAAAAUGUACCUUUCAAGAACAAGGUUCCAAUACAGAAAAUAAUCUGAACCAAGGAUCCAGUUUGAUAGAAGCUAUCUUUCAAGUAUUGUACCACUGCACUUUCUCUCCACAAACAUUUGGAAACGUCUUUGUGAGUUACAUGGAAGAAGAACAAUUAUGGGACUGGUUAUAUAACACUCCAGUGUCAACACGCAGAGAGUCCGAGGUAGAGGUCAUCCGAUGCCUGAGACUUGCCCUGACCCAGGCCCUCAAGGACGUCGUGCGGCAGGUAGUAUCUGUGAUGAGCUCUGGGAGCAACUGUGAGAUGAACCUUAACAGGCACAGUGUUCCUGAAUGUCUGCGUGACAGCAUUCCCAAAGAAUGGAAUUACAUUCCAAAAGACACCAAAAGGAAAGAAUCAAGCAAAGGCUUCACAAGGCUUGCUGCUCAGGCAGUAUCUAUUGUAAUCAGCAAGUUACCUACGGUGAUUGCAUGUUUGCCUCCCCCAAUUAAAUACUUCUUUUUUCUGUCUGAGAGAAAAAUGUCAGAAAACUUGGUUGAAUUGAAGAAAGCUGGCCUGCUUGUCUGGAACUUGAUUGUAAUUAUAUGUCGGAUAUUUGAGGAUGGAAACACUGUGGAACUUUUAACAGGUGCCUCCCUUGACAGAUGGAGUAAAGAGAAACUCGGUUUAGUCUGUGUGUGUUUGGAAAGCAUCAUGGGAGAGCAGACGGGUAGCCCUAAUCAAAUGACCCAAAAGGUUAUACGGAGCAUCGAGCAGCAGAAACCCAACUGGAUUGAAUGCCAGUUGUUGAAAGCAAGGAAACUGAGCACCGAAUGUGCAUUUAUGACAAUAGAGAAAAGCACAGCCUUAGAAGAAGGAGAUAUCGCUCUUGAACUGACUGAGCAGAAAAUAAACAUGAUGAUCCUGGAUAUCUGCCACAAACCAGGUGGCAGCGAAUACCUGAGGCAAAUUUAUCACAUCAUGCGGCUCAAUGAGGAAUAUUUAAAAGAACAGCUGUUUUCUAUGAAUGGUUCAGAAGAAAAGCCAUUACCCAUCCAACCUUUAAAGACGACCUUGAGGAGUGUGGAAGAUCAACCUUCUGCCUUUAACCCUUUCCAUGUGUACAAAGUGUUCAGUAAAAACAUGCUUGAUCAGUCAGCCAUCACAAAAUGGAACUGGAAUUGGUCAAAGUUGCUGCCAAAUUAUCUGGGACUGGAUAAGAUGACCUUCAGUAUACUGCUCAAAAACAGGUGGGAAAUGAGGAAGGAUGAAAAACUAGAAGAGGAAGAAAAAGCAAUGCUGGAACAUCUAAAACUUAUGUGCACCAUCCAGGACUCUUCUGCCUCAGAUAAGACAGAGGAACAGUAAUCUGCAGAAAACAGCAACAGCUUUAUUUUAGGAAAUGAUCACAUGUAAUGGAGUAGGCUUUCUACUCUGGUCAGAGUGAACCUCUGAAGUGCUGUGAAGCAUGAAAACCAUGAGUAAUCGCUGAGCUGAAAAGGAAUACAGCACAGAAAGAAUAAAAUGCUAUGUAUUGUUCAUUUUAAAAAUAAUUUCAAAUGUUUUUUCUUUCCUCAGUCUUUCUCUUAAUAUGAUAUAACUGCUGCCAUCUCGUGUUCCCUUUGAAUUACUUUUUUUUUUUCCUUCAGUCUUCAAGUAUCUAUGACAACAGGCAAAAUGUUUGGAAAUCUUUUCCCUAAGGAUUUUUAAAUGCAACAUUUGAAUGUUAAGUUGGAAUCACUUGGCCCCUUGAGGGUCAUCUGAAAAGUUCAAAUUAAUUUUGUAGCCAUAACCCAAGUCCAGAUCUUGACUGCCUUUAAUAUCACCACUGUACCAGUCUCUUUUUCCCAUCGCUUCUUCCUCAUCCAAUUUAUUUUAAUCAGAGCCACAAAAAGCAUUCUCUUGAAGUAUAACUUUAGUAAUAUCUAUGCCUAUGGCGGGCUUCAUUGGUGGCUCAGUGGUACAGAAUCCAUCUGCCAAUGUAGGAGUUGCUGGUUAGAUCCCUGGGUCGGGAAGAUCCCCUGGAGAAGGAAAUGGCAACCCACUCCAGUAUUCUUGCCUGGAAAACCCCGUAGACAGAGGAGCCUGGCAGGCUACUGUUGAUGGGUUCGCAGAGUCAGACACAGCUUAGUGACUAAAUAGCAACAAUCUACGUGUCUAUAGUGAUUUUUCAAGCAUCACAUUCAAACUUCUAAUCAUAUGCUUUCAGAACCUGUACCCAGAGGCGCCAAGUUCAAGGAACUGCCUCUCAUCUGAGCCACACACCUGUCAUAUUUCCCAACAAGAAAUCUUCUUUCUCCCAAAGUCAUGUUCAAAACUCACUCUAGCAGUUCAUUAUCUGUAAUUUCAGAGUUUCUGUUACUUCUCUUAUUUCCAUUACAUUGAUGCACACAUGCACAGACACGCAAAGAAAUGGAAUAUGUUCUAGUGCCUUCUAUGCCAAGUAAAGUUGUAUUUACUAUAUCCUUCCGAUCGGUGCCUGAUAUUAGAUUAAAAAGACAUCGAAGGCUCUAUGAUGUAAUUUGAAGACUCCCUUUAUAACAGUAGUCACCCCAAAUGUCUGCUAUAGAGUUAUUCAUCUAGUGGACAGUUAAUAAACACAAUUGCUUAAAUGGCUGUCAUUGUGGGAAGACAGCAAAGACAAUUAAACUGUUGAGCAAACUAUAGGACAUCUGGGAGAAGCCCUAUAUCACGAAUUAUUUUAGACCAUAUGACAUUGAACAUCAUAGUUUCCGAGGUUCUCAGGUUCUUCAGGCCCUCACAUUCUGUGAUUUUUAUAAGCUGUGUAUAGGCUACCUAAUUUCCAAAGGAAAGUACUUGAGCAUUUUGCAAAGACUGAAGCUUGGCAGAGGCCACCUUAGAAAAUCUCUUGCAUUGUUUCCUUACAUAAAAACACAUGAAUGGCCAUGUAGUCAGCUGCUUGCCAAAUAACACAUUUUUUUUUCAAAGAAUUUUACUUUGGUUGACCAGUAUAAUCAUAAGCCAAGUGUUCUAAGACAUGGUUGAAGUAAUUUCUAAAAAUUCUAUUGAAGACCAUUUAAAAACUGGUAAGAAACUUUUGUGAGAAUUAGACUUUCUGUAUAGUCUUACCUAUUAACAGUUACUAUAACAACCAACAUAAGGCAACAGUUGACUUUUAUUCCUUCAGCUUAUGGAUGUACUAAUGCUGCGUAACUAUGUUUUAUUAGAAUAGACACUAAGGGCUUCCCUGGUGGCUCAGUGGGAAAGAGUCUGCCUAUCAAUGCUAGAAUAGACACUAAAAUAGUUAAAAAGACUGAUCCAAAAACUAAGUAAAAUCAUCUUAUAAAGUUAUAGGAUUUCACAUUUGGGUUCUUUUGCCUAAUAUAUCUAAAGAUCAUCUGUUAACACUAUUUUUAAUUGAAUCUGUGCAUUUCUGUAUUAAUCCUGGAAAGUGAUUUAGUUUGUAUUAAAAAAAAGUUCUAUAUGGCUCCCUUUCAAAAGGAAAGAUAUAUAAUAUGGAGAGAAUGAGAUGAGGUGAAAGGAGACAAGAGUUUUCACUUGAUUUCUGGUCUGCAUGGUUCUAUUAAAUUACUGUAGUUAUAAGUGCAAUAAAUUUAUUUUUUCUUAAAUUUUUAAUUGGAGGAUAAUUACUUUACAAUACUGUACCGGUUUCUGUCAUACAGUGUGAGUCAGCCAUAAAUAUACAUAUGUCCCCUCCCUCUCGAACCUCCCUCCCACCCCUUUAGGUUGUCACUGAGCACUGGUUUAAGCUCCCUGUGUUAUAAAGCACCUUCCCACUAGCUCUGUAUUUUACAUAUGGUCAUGUAGACAUUUCAGUGCUACUCUCUCAGUUCGUCCCACCUUCUCCUUCCCCUGCUAUGUCCACACGACUGUUCUGUAUGUUUGUCUGCAUUUCUGUCCCUGCCCUGCAAAUAGGCUCAUCAGUACCAUUUUUCUAGAUUCCAUAUAUAUAUAUAUAUGUUAAUAUAUGAUACUUGUUUUCUCUUUCUGACUUACAUCACUCUGUAUAACAGGCUCUAGAAC
Molecule: messenger RNA, 6787 nt
Organism: Cervus elaphus (red deer)
Lineage: Eukaryota; Metazoa; Chordata; Mammalia; Artiodactyla; Cervidae
Product: KIAA0825 ortholog
Exons: 21
Coding region: 308-4150 (1280 amino acids)
Source: RefSeq, a predicted model, not a curated record